Messenger RNA from Histoplasma mississippiense, 1506 nucleotides. RefSeq lists its product as hypothetical. NCBI's taxonomy places the organism in Eukaryota, Fungi, Ascomycota, Eurotiomycetes, Onygenales, Ajellomycetaceae. The record is from RefSeq and is a predicted model, not a curated record. Gene Ontology annotation, cellular component: nucleus. Gene Ontology annotation, molecular function: DNA binding; ATP binding; DNA helicase activity. The coding region runs from base 1 to 1506 and encodes 501 amino acids. Gene Ontology annotation, biological process: establishment of sister chromatid cohesion. The transcript is spliced from 8 exons.
AUGAACACCGUCGAGAAAAACUUCCACCACCCGUUUAUCCCUUACGACAUCCAACGCCAGUUCAUGCAAGCAUUGUUCGACUGUAUUGAAGGUGGCAAAGUUGGUAUAUUUGAGUCGCCCACAGAAUGGAUGUUAGAAUACUCACGGCGAGAGAAAACAAGAUUUAUCCGGGAGAAGAGAGAGCAAUUGGAAGCCCGUUUGGCGAAAAUCCGCGCAGAUGAAGAACGGCAGCGAAAGCAGUUUGUGGACGGCAACCAUACCUCUAAGAAAAGGAAAUUGACUGCGGGAAACGAUGCUUCCGAACAGGGGUAUGAGAACCAAUUCGAAUUAGAAGACUAUUAUAGCGAUAACGAAGAACGAACGGCUGUGGAUGCGAUUUCGAACACUAAAGGCGUACUCUCUGCUGAUACCCUUGCUUUACUCGAGAAGCUAAAUGGCGGGCCCGUUGAUGAUCGCGCCGAUUCCGAGCCGGAGGAUGAGAUUCGAGUAUUCUACUGCUCGAGAACACACUCUCAAUUGACUCAAUUUGCCCACGAGUUGCGGCGAGUAAAGUUACCGCCAAGUAUUCCUCCCGAGAUCGUCACUUUACCAUACCCCCUUCUCCUCCAGAGAUCAGCAAGGGAUGCCUUAAACAUUUCUCUCAAAAACCACGUCGUAAUUAUUGAUGAAGCCCAUAAUCUCAUCGACGCCAUUUCCGAUAUACAUUCUGUGUCUGUGUCGCUAUCUCAACUUCAAUUGGCCAUCUACCAGCUCACCACUUACGCCAGGAAGUAUAAGACUCACUUAAAGGGGAGCAAUAGGGUCUACGUCACCCAGGUGAUUCGGCUUUUAUCACGGUAUCUGCAUAAAAGCAAACUGGCGAGGAAAGUCGACGGCUUCACUGAGCAGUCAUCUAUGAAGUCACAAGCUGCGGACAAAAAUGCUACUCGACUUUCAGUUCCUGUUCUCUUUCAAGUUCAAAGCUUCGUUCUCUCAUUGAUGAACCCAUCCUCAGAGGGGAAACUCUUUUACGAGAUUAGCCAGAACGAUGUCUUCUUGAAAUACAUGUUAUUGGAUCCUACCAAUCACUUUCGGGAAAUCGUAGAGGACUCAAGGAGUGUGAUUCUUGCGGGAGGUCGACUCGAAACUUUUAGCUUUGGCCACGUGAUACCGCCUGAUAAUCUGGCAGCAAUCCCAGUAGUCAGGGGAACUUGCAAUACCGAAUUUGAUUUUACUUACGGGAAACGAAAUGAUGAGAGCAUGAUAAUUGAUCUUGGCAAGACCAUCGCAGCAUUGUGCUGUGUUAUACCAGAUGGUGUCGUGGCUUUUUUCCCAAGUUACGACUACUUAAACCUAGUUUUGAUGAUCUGGAAGAAGCACAUCCCAACUACCGGACCUAGCAUCAUCGAUUCGAUCCAAAGAUCCAAAGCUGUCUUCCACGAGUCCCAAGACAAAGCUACAGAUGUUGACGAAUUACUUCAAGGGUGGCGCGUUGCUCUUGUCAGUUAUGGGUGGGAAGUUGUCUGA